AUGGCGCGGCGACAGCAUCUGACGCUGACCCUGCUGGCCGUCAUGCUCUUCCUGAGCCUGACGUACUUCAUGGCCGGCAGAUCGAGCGUCGAAUACAGCCCGAAGACGAGACUCGAGGAUGCGGCCCUCCCCACAGACCCCGACAGCAACGACAGCAACGACAGCGCAGGCGACGGCUUCUCGGCCACCGACAUCUCCGACCGCAUUCUCCAAGGCGGCUCGAUCGCGCCCAAGCUGGGGAACGCCACGGCCAAAGCCGAACUAGGCCGCGCCUCCUGGAAGCUCCUGCACACGAUGAUGGCGCGCUUCCCGGAAACCCCCACCCCCGACGACAGCCUGGCGCUCGAGACGUACAUGCGGCUGUUCGCGCGGCUGUACCCGUGCGGGGAGUGCGCGGCGCACUUCCAGAAGCUGCUGCGCAAGUACCCGCCGCAGACGAGCGGGCGCAACGCGGCGGCCGGGUGGGCGUGCUUUGUGCAUAAUGAGGUCAAUAAAAGGUUGAAGAAGGAGGAGUUUGAUUGUAAUAAGAUUGGGGACUUUUAUGACUGUGGGUGUGGGGAUGAGGGGGGGAAGAAGGAGGAUGGGGGCAAGAAGGAGGAGGCAGGGGGGGAGGGUGGGGAGGCGGCGAAGGGGGAUGAGUUGAAGGGGCGGGAGGGGGUUACGGUUGAGAAGGAGGAGGGCUUGACGAGGGGUGGGUGA
This is a messenger RNA of Chaetomium fimeti, 699 nucleotides long. RefSeq names its product ERV/ALR sulfhydryl oxidase domain-containing protein. Gene Ontology annotation, molecular function: flavin adenine dinucleotide binding; flavin-dependent sulfhydryl oxidase activity. NCBI's taxonomy places the organism in Eukaryota, Fungi, Ascomycota, Sordariomycetes, Sordariales, Chaetomiaceae. The transcript is spliced from 2 exons. Gene Ontology annotation, cellular component: mitochondrion. The record is from RefSeq and is a predicted model, not a curated record. The coding region runs from base 1 to 699 and encodes 232 amino acids.